CGAUAUGGUUAACCGGAUUAAUCCGGAAAAUAAUGGGUCCUAGUGCCAUUUUCAAUCACCUCCACACUAUGCUUUAUGCGGUUAUUCAUGAGAUAACGACAGUGGCCUCCGAGAUGCCCCCUAAAACAAAGCGAAGUAACUCUGGAACCCCGCAUUCUGAAGUGAAGAUCGUUGGCGAGGUGCAGGUUGACAGCAGCACCCCAACCGGUGAUAAACGCAAGCUAGAUGUCGUUGAGACAGUGAGCCAAGAUGCAGCCACAGGAGAAGAUAGAGAGGAACAAGUUAACACUCCUCGUCGAAGUAUGCGGUCCAAGGUCACAGCAGUUGCCGCUUCCAAAACCUCCAGUCACGUCAACACGCCGCGCGCGAAGAGAGUAAAGUUAGAUGCCCAAAGUAUCGAAUAUCUCCUUACAAAUCGAAAGUCAAAGCUAGGUAAAUCUGGGUUAGAUUUAAAGAAAAUAUUCAGCUUUGAAGUUUUUCAAAUGCUUUCGCCAGAAGAUCAGGACGAAUUGACACAGCUGGUGCCGAGCGUAGAUCGUGCGAAUGCUAGAGGGAUUCACGAUCCACCAUUGACGGAGAGAUUCUUCAAAUACAGUACGCAUUUGCGUGAAAGUAUUGGAGUAUUUCAAGACAUGCUAGCAGGUGGAUUUUAUGAGCCAGCUGGACAGGAACAAAUGGUGCAGGAAGUCGAAGAUACCAAAAAAGACUACGACAGCUGGAAGGAACAAAAUUACGAAGAAGUAUGGGGCGACCAUUUGGAUCAAGAAGUUAGCGAAGAAAUUGCCAGCAUCGCGAAAACCAUCACCUUGAAGGAAAUGUGCGAACAGGAUAUUCUGCGGAGUGGUGACGAGUUUGUUUAUAAGCGAAGUUUCGGAAAGAUUGGGGUUACUGUUGAAAAGGCGGUGAAGAUUAUUUCAGUUGAUGGAACCCUUCGGGUUCAAAGCGGGAACGCAACUUGGGCUGAUAUUGAGGCUCCCACACGACUGGAAACAUUGAUUCUCGACCAGGACAAGCGCGUGAGCAAAAACAAACGACCAAACGGGAAUGCUUGGAAGAGCAUAAGAUUGCGACGAAAUGGAAAGGAUAUGGGAAAACUAUCUGAGAUGAGGAAUGAUCUUGCAAUCAGCGGAUAUGGAAAGGGUAUAUCAUGAAAGAUGCGAUAUGGUCCCCAUCAGAUUGCUCUGCGAACUGGGCUAGAUACUGCGCUUGAUUCAUCCCACCCACCGAGUGGAACAUGUAAUUUAUUUUUUUGGAUUUAAAUGGCCACAUUCUUUGCAGGUUCGCAACUCCUCGCUGGCAUAAUACCGCUCAAUGACGGGUUUGAGUUGCGUCCCUAGGUCAACGCAAUGAAAGGAUUCCUCAUACACAA
Messenger RNA from Spizellomyces punctatus DAOM BR117, 1369 nucleotides. RefSeq lists its product as uncharacterized. Bases 33 to 1151 code for a protein of 372 amino acids. Lineage: Eukaryota; Fungi; Chytridiomycota; Chytridiomycetes; Spizellomycetales; Spizellomycetaceae. The transcript has 6 exons. The record is from RefSeq and is a predicted model, not a curated record.